AGAUUAUAGGUGGACUUUAAACGCGAGGGGGCUAUUCUGCUUCAUCAUUACGGGUAUUUUUCUCGUUCGUGCAGUUUGUACGGAAGCUCGCAAGUUACUCAGUAUAUUUCGUCUGCAAUUUGCAUAUCGCUUAAAAUAUCUCGCAACUGACACUCUUCGUACGCAAAAAAAUGCAGGAAUUGCGAUUUGAUGGCCGAGUGGUUGUGGUGACGGGGGCAGGUGCAGGAUUAGGACGUACCUAUGCAUUGCUGUUUGCAUCCAGAGGUGCUAGCGUAGUUGUAAACGAUUUAGGAAGCAACAGACAUGGUGAUGGAAGUAACAGCAAGAGUGCAGACACUGUGGUUCAGGAAAUUCGGCAGAAUGGAGGCAAAGCUGUCGCAAAUUAUGAUUCUGUACUGGAUGGUGCAAAAAUUAUUAAAACUGCAAUUGAUACAUUCGGCCGCAUUGAUGUAGUUGUUAAUAAUGCUGGUAUUUUGCAGGAUGUAUCUUUCUCAAAGAUGACAGAUGCCCAAUGGGACAUCAUACAUAACGUCCAUUUGAAAGGUGCAAUGAAAACGACGCAAGCAGCAUGGCCAUAUUUUAUCAAGCAGAAUUACGGGCGUGUAAUUUUUACAUCGAGCAACAGCGGUGUAUAUGGAAACUUUGGCCAAUCUAAUUACAGCUCGGCAAAACUGGGUCUUGUAGGAUUAGCUAACACGUUGGCCAUUGAAGGUUCAAGAAAGAAUAUUUAUACCAAUGUUAUAAUACCUACAGCUGGCUCACGUUUAACGGAAGAUAUUAUUCCACCCGAUUUCUUUGAGCAAUUGAAGCCUGAAUUGAUAGCACCUGUUGUUUUUUGGUUGUGCCACGAAAAUUGUACAGAAAAUGGCUCAAUGAUUGAAGCAGCAUUAGGUUGGGCUGGCAAAUGUCACAUAAUCCGCUCUUCGGGUUACGUUUUGCGACAAAAUUUAUCGACCAACGUUACACCAGAAAAUGUGCGAGAUAAUUGGUCGAAAGUAACAGACAUGUCAUCGGCAAAGCGACACAAUUCGAUUCAGGAAGCAACAGGAAAACUGUUUGGCUUUCUCGAGACCAUGAAAAAUGGUGCUCCUUCCAACGAGGUAGAUCAUAUCAUGAGGAAUUAUUAUAAUUUUCGUGACACUAUAUUGUACGCUCUUGGAGUUGGAGCUACACUUGAAGAACCAAAUGAUAUGCGUUAUUUAUAUGAGAAUUCCGACAACUUCGCUGUUUUACCUACUUUCUAUGUUUUGUAUGGACCUAUGGGAUGCAUGACUUCUUCUAUCAUGCAAGAUGCUCUUCCAUUUACAGAUGUUGAUCCAACACAAAUACUUCACGGUGAACAAUAUUUAGAAAUUUACAAGCAAUUGCCUACAGAAGCCAUGGUGGAGACACGCUUUAAAAUUCAGGAUGUCUUGGACAAAGGAAAAAGCGCUGUUGUCUUAAUUCAACAUGAUACCUACGAUACAACAAAUGGAGAGAAACUAUCGACUGGACAGAUAGCUACAUUUAUUAUUGGUGCAGGUAAUUUUAAAGGAAAACGAACUUCAGCGUUUGCUAUUCCAACUGUUGACCCUCCUACUCGAAAUCCAGAUGCAACAGUUACACAACAGACUAAUGUUGACCAGGCUGCUUUGUACAGAUUGAGUGGAGAUUAUAAUCCUUUGCAUAUCGAUCCUGAUGUCGCCGCGAUGGGGAGAUUCAAAAAGCCAAUACUGCAUGGACUGUGCUCUCUGGGAUUUUCUACCCGUCAUGUUCUUCAGACUUAUGCUGCUGGAGAUCCACAUUUAUUCAAGUCUAUUAAGAUGAGAUUUGCGAAGCCGGUUAUGCCAGGUCAAACUCUACGUACUGAUAUGUGGCGUAAUGGUAACAGGAUACAUUUUCAAACAUCUGUCAUUGAGACGGGAACACCAGUUAUUACAGGCGCUUACAUUGAUUUAUUGGAAGUUAAAAUGGGAAUAGCACGGACAAAUUCAUGUUCUGGAAAGACAGAUAUACAGAGUGAUGCUAUAUUUGUAACUAUCGCAGAAAAAGUGAAACAAAACCCAGAUGAAGCAAAGAAAGUUAAUGCGAUUUUCCUUUACAAUAUUACCGUUAAUGGAAAACAAACAUCUGAAUGGACUCUUGACUUAAAGAAUGGUGAAGUAUACAAGGGAAAACCUAAAUCUGGAAAAGCUGAUGCGACACUUACCAUAGAAGAUAAAGAUAUGGUUGAAAUCGCACUGGGAAAAUUAAAUCCACAGUUAGCAUUUAUGCGUGGGAAAUUAAAGAUAACUGGAAAUAUUAUGCUUACACAAAAACUAAAGACUCUUAUGGAAGCCAAUAAAUCAAAAUUAUGAUUUUUUUAAAUACUAUCAUUGUUUUCCAAGCAUUUGUAUAAUUAAAGAGCACCGUAAAUUUAUGAAUUUACAUAAAGUUGGAGGUAUUCGUAUAGGUUGGGGAUAUACAUAUAUUCUUAUAUACAUUGUUGUUUGUUUCAACAGAAACUUUUAUAAAGAAUUUGUUGCAAAUUGGAAAAUGUUGACUUUAUAAUUUUAUAUAUCUACGUUGUAAUACAUUUAUAAUAAAGUUAACAAUUACAGAA
Messenger RNA from Monomorium pharaonis (pharaoh ant), 2581 nucleotides. RefSeq names its product peroxisomal multifunctional enzyme type 2 (gene Mfe2). The record is from RefSeq and is a predicted model, not a curated record. Gene Ontology annotation, molecular function: oxidoreductase activity. The transcript is spliced from 16 exons. Bases 171 to 2336 code for a protein of 721 amino acids. NCBI's taxonomy places the organism in Eukaryota, Metazoa, Arthropoda, Insecta, Hymenoptera, Formicidae. Gene Ontology annotation, cellular component: cytosol.